UGGGUCUAAAAAUUCCUAUUCAUAAUCGAUGUAACUGACAUGUUAUCCUUCAAAAAUCACAAAUACACGCCAAAAUUGCUAGACAGUCAAGUCGGAAAACGAAGAGAAAGCCAUCAGGAUGCCGCCGAAAGUGAAGAAGGAGAAGAAGGAUGUGAACAAGGUGACCCAGGUGGACAGGACCUUCUACGAGCUGACCAUCACGGACCUCAACCAGAAGUUGGCUCGCCUGCGAUCCCACCUGACCAGCAUCGAUGAGUCCAACAUAACGUUGACCGAGAAACUUCGUGAAGUGGAGUCCGACGGUGUGGAUGUUGCUGCCCACUUGGAGCGCACCUUGGCAGAGAGGAACAACUCGAUCACCGAGCUGGAGGAGCGCCUGGUGGAGAUCACCAAGGUGCGCGAUGUGGAAAACCGCCUGGCGCAGGAGAAGAUCGGGGACCUGGAGGCCAAGUACAAGGCCAUGCACGACCAACUGACCUCGGAGAUCAAGCUGCUCAAUGGAAAGCUCAACUCCCUGGACGAGUUCCGCAUCCAAAGGGAUGUCCUGCUGGCCAAGUUCGAUGACCAGGAGGCGGAUCUCAACGAGAGGGAGAAGGACCACAAGGAGGCGCUCUACAACAUGGAACAGCGGGCGGUGGUGGAGAAGGAUGCCCUGAAAAAGGAGGUGGAGCAGAAGCUCCUCCAAGUCUCCGAGGACUUCACCCGCUCCAGUGAGAUCCGCAAUGCCGGCUACACCCGUCGCCUGAUCCGCGAGAACAUAGCCCUGCAAAAGGAGAUCGACCUGCUGGUGAUGUCCCAAAUAAAGCUCCAGCAGGCCUACACCAACCAGAAGUCCAAGCACAAGGAGAUGGAGGAGCAGUACAGUGCCCUCGAUCAGAUCAAGAACGAGUUGGUCCGCAACUCGGUGAACAAGAUCAAAAUCAUCGAGGGUCUAACCCGGAACUACGAGAAACUCAAGGCCAAGUAUGUGGAGGUGCUGCGCUACAGGAAGGCCUAUGAAGUCCAUCUCCAAGCAGAAAAGUGCGAGAAUGUCAAGCAGAAGGAUGCGGCCGGAAAACUCCGCACCUUGGCCAAGCGAAUGGAGAUCGUGGAGCUGGAGAACCGGAACCUGGACGUGGUCCAUGCCCAGCACGAAAUAGAGAUCACUCGGCUGCGAGGCAUCAUCCAGGAGAUCAAGUGCACGGUGCGGGAUGCCAUUGUGGCGGAGCAGGCGGCCAAGACCUUCCCCGAGAGACUGACGGAGGCCAAUGUGGACGAGCCCGCGGUGAUCGAGGAAGUCCGCGAGGAGGCCAUAUCCGUCUGCAAGCUGAAACGCAGCGAUCUGCUUUCCCAGCUCAUGAAUAUCGUGAGCUCCCAUUCGGAGGACCUGCCGAGGACUCCGUCGAUCGCCUCCAUCGGCAGUGCCACUUCGUCGCUGUAUGCUCCCGGCAAAAUGGGCUUUAUGCCCACGCGACCCAAGCCCACGCCAUUCGAUGCCUUCCGCAGCGAGGUCAUCGACCAGGAGCCGGAUCUCACCAUUCCGGAGGACCUGCAGAAGUUGAAGAUGCAGGAUCGGCUGAUCACUUCGCAGCGCGGGGACGAGAACUCCAUCAUCGAUGUGGAAUUUGGAACCACUUUGUACGUUUCAUCGUCGCGCGAGGACGACCUCAUCGAGGUGGAGGAGGAGCCGCUGGAGGAGCCAGAGGGAUCCACCAGCUCCAUGUCCGUGAAGAAGGCGAGCAGCGAGGGCUCAGUCGCACCACCCGCCACCGCACCCCUUGCCGCAUCCGCAUCCUCGAAGGAUGUCAAACAUCAGCCCAGCAUCGGAACCAUGGACACACUCACGGGCUCCUCCAAAUUGACGGGCGUCACCAACGAGGAGGAGGCCGGCGACGAAGGCGAGGAGGAGGACUUCGAUGUCCAGUUCUUCUACUAGUCUGUGGUUGUCCCCAAAUGCCUCAAAUUUAUUUUUGCCAUUUGUUUUAUUUGGUUGAGAUUUAAAUAAAUACUCGCAAAGUCAAAGAAUCAA
This is a messenger RNA of Drosophila rhopaloa, 2008 nucleotides long. Its product is annotated as cilia- and flagella-associated protein 157. Gene Ontology annotation, cellular component: ciliary basal body; cilium. The coding region runs from base 119 to 1915 and encodes 598 amino acids. Lineage: Eukaryota; Metazoa; Arthropoda; Insecta; Diptera; Drosophilidae. The record is from RefSeq and is a predicted model, not a curated record. The transcript has a single exon. Gene Ontology annotation, molecular function: microtubule binding.